ACUUAUUCAAAUUAGCCUAUAUAUUAACCAUAUAGUGUUCAUUUUCCAAAUCAUUGUUCUCAUAUCUUCAACACUUCUCAUUUACAUACACACACAAAAACAGAGAAAGAGAAAACAUAAAUCUUUUUUUGUUCAUUCUUUAUAAAUACAAUUUCUCCAUUUUUCAAAACUAUACCUCCUUUAUUUAGAACCAUGUCUUUCUCAACCAAACUAUCUAUGGUUUUAUUACUUUCUUCUCUUUUCAUCCAUGCUUCUUUGGCUGAAAUGGUGUGUGAGGACUUGCCAAAGGAUGUGUGUGCUUUCUCAGUAGCUUCAUCUGGAAAGAGAUGUUUAUUGGAAACAGAGAAAGGAAUGAAUGGUGAGAUAGAAUAUGAAUGCAGAACAUCUGAAGUUAUUGUUGAAAGAAUGGCAGAAUACAUAGAGACAGAUCAAUGUGUGGAGAAAUGUGGUGUUGAUAGAAAUUCAGUUGGUAUUUCAUCUGAUGCUUUCUUUGAGCCACAAUUCACUGCAAAACUUUGUUCUCCAAUUUGUUAUCAAAAAUGUCCCAACAUUGUUGACCUUUUCUUCAAUUUGGCUGCUGGAGAAGGAGUAUUUUUGCCAGAACUAUGUGAGAAACACAAGACCAACCCUCGUCGUGCUAUGAUCGAGCUUGUGAGCUCUGGAGGAGCUGCACCUGCCCCUAUUUCUGAUAUUUCAGAGGAUAUUGUGUUUGCACCUGCACCUUCUCCUAUAUAAUCUUUGAGAGAUUAAUUAAAUUUUUCAAAAUAUUAAUUUAUAUAUUUCAUCUUUUUUGGUACAAUAAAUUUAUAUAUUUCAAUAUGUUACUAUAUUAGAUGAUAUUGAGGGAAAUAUGAGUUCCUUAUUUUAGAAUGAGUUUUGAUUAAUGUAAUAAUCAAGUUCGAGUUGGGCCAUUGUUAUUUCAUUUUUAUAUUAUGUAAUGUUAUUAAUUCUUCAAAUUUAUCAAAUUUUGGAAUUAUUUGUGUUCUUUGUAUCUUACCGGGAAUUGUCUCUAUAAGGAAUUUACUUGUUAUUCUU
Messenger RNA from Cicer arietinum (chickpea), 1035 nucleotides. RefSeq lists its product as uncharacterized. NCBI's taxonomy places the organism in Eukaryota, Viridiplantae, Streptophyta, Magnoliopsida, Fabales, Fabaceae. The record is from RefSeq and is a predicted model, not a curated record.